This is a messenger RNA of Pleurotus ostreatus (oyster mushroom), 255 nucleotides long. RefSeq lists its product as uncharacterized. The transcript has 4 exons. The record is from RefSeq and is a predicted model, not a curated record. Lineage: Eukaryota; Fungi; Basidiomycota; Agaricomycetes; Agaricales; Pleurotaceae. The coding region runs from base 1 to 255 and encodes 84 amino acids.
AUGGCAUUCGGCUCUUCUGAUGAUAUCGUCCUCGGGGACAUCGUCGCCGUCAACCACGGCACAUAUGGCCGCACCGAAGGCCUCGUUAUUGGAUCCCACGUUGACUACGCCGGCCGACAAAUCAUCGAGGUCCAGCUCCAACCGGGAGAAAUCUAUAAUGCUUGGUACCCCUCCGUAACACGCGUCAAGCGCACCAUCUCCUACACCCGCCCACAAGCGAGCCGCCGCACUGUCGAGCGCCGCAUCUACUGGUGA